AUGAGCUCUGUCUUCUUUCAGGUGUCUUCUUUCAUGACCCGUGUCUUCUUUCAUGAGCUGUGUCUUCUUUCAGGUGUUUUCUUUCAUGAGAUAUGUCUUCUUUCAGGUGUUUUCUUUCAUGAGAUGUGUCUUCUUUCAGGGGUCAUCUUUCAGGUGUCUUCUUUCAUGACCUGUUUUUUUUCUUUCAUGAGCUCUGUCUUCUUUCAGGUGUCUUCUUUCAUGACCCGUGUCUUCUUUCAUGAGCUAUGUCUUCUUUCAGGUGUUUUCUUUCAUGAGCUCUGGCUCUGUCUUCUUUCAGGUGUCUUCUUUCAUGACCCGUGUCUUCUUUCAUGGGCUGUGUCUUCUUUCAGGUGUUUUUCUUUCACCCGUGUCUUCUUUCAUGAGCUAUGUCUUCUUUCAGGUGUUUUGUUUUCUUUCAUGAGCUCUGUCUUCUUUCAGGUGUCUUCUUUCAUGACCCGUGUCUUCUUUCAUGAGCUGUGUCUUCUUUCAGGUGUUUUCUUUCAUGAGCUCUGUCUUCUUUCAGGUGUCUUCUUUCAUGACCCGUGCUUUCAUUCAUGCUAUGUCUUCUUUCAGGUGUUUUCUUUCAUGACCCGUGUCUUCUUUCAUGAGCUGUGUCUUCUUUCAGGUGUUUUCUUUCAUGAGCUCUGUCUUCUUUCAGGUGUCUUCUUUCAUGACCCGUGUCUUCUUUCAUGA
Acanthosepion pharaonis is the source of this 693-nucleotide messenger RNA. The record is from the annotation of a GenBank genome assembly. NCBI's taxonomy places the organism in Eukaryota, Metazoa, Mollusca, Cephalopoda, Sepiida, Sepiidae.